Brenthis ino (lesser marbled fritillary) is the source of this 630-nucleotide messenger RNA. The record is from the annotation of a GenBank genome assembly. Lineage: Eukaryota; Metazoa; Arthropoda; Insecta; Lepidoptera; Nymphalidae.
AUGACUCCAACAACUAUAACACUGGAAAAAAUGGAUUUCUCAGCGUCCGGCCCUUACGCGUGCGAAAUUGCACUCGAAAUACCACUUUAUUCGAAGGCGUCCAAAAUACACGAAGUGAGCGUUAUUGUUCGACAAAAAUACCGUCCAAAAAUAAAGAUCAAGCAUAAAAAAUUAUCAUCCAACGACGAUCUGGAAGCAAGUUGUCAAAGCGCGCCCGCAUAUCCUGCGCCGCAUCUAACAUGGCUUAUCAACAACGUUAAGGUGGACGAAAGACUAACUAUACCCCACGGCACAGUGAACUCGCACCGACAUCACCACGGCAUGCCGCUGUCUCAAACAAAUUCAUCUUUGAUAUUUCCUCUUAGCAGUCUUCAGUUAUAUCCGAAUCAGAGCGUGAUUAUAACCUGCUUGAGCACGAUACCGAGUUAUGCGUAUCUAAAUGAAGGGUUUGCGGACGUCCAAAAUUAUACCAUAUCAGUUAACGUCGUUCGCAUGGAACCGACACCUACGCAGUUGCCAGUAAAAAUAAUAAGCCCAGAAAUAAACCAGUCAAGUUCUUUAAUGAUAAGGCAUAAUGUUGUACUACCAUUGGUUGUUACUAUUUUACGUAUUAUGAAAAAAAUACUAGUU